AAUUAAUAACUGCCAUAAUACUUUUAUUAGUGAUAAUAAUAGUAUAAAGUACUAAGUGACCCAUUUUCUUGAUUUUUUUUUUUUUUUCAUAACUGCUGGAUCUUGCAUUACGUCAAAGGCUUUUUCAUAUUCAACGAAAGGAGGAAGAUGGAAUCGGAAGAGUUGUGAAGAAGCAUGCUGGAAGGUGAUGAAGACAAGAGCAAGAGUGACUCUGGAAGUGUGGAUAGCGUAUCUGACCAACAAAGCUCAGACGUAGUUACCACCAUCGGCAAGGCUAUAGCAUCGAAAAACGAUAGAGGCAAAAUUAGAUAUAUCAACAAGAACAAAAGGCAAGGAAGAGACCGAACACAAACGGGAAUCGAGAUGAGGAGCUCCGAUAGUGGUCUAGGGAGAGCAUCAACGAUUGAAGGCGAUAGCUCUACAGAAAGAGGCUCAGAGUCGAGCCAAGAAGGGUUGGGCAGGGCUGCAGUAGCAGCUAAGCGGGAGGAGAUGGCGCGCCUCGAGAAGGAGCUGGAACAGGAGAUGCGAUACAGAACCACGAUGGAGCAACUGCUGGUCGUCAGGCGAUAUUUGGCCAGCAAAGAUCCGGACACCAUACAGUGGUCAGUGGAUGUGCUCCAGCAGAGCGUUGACGAGCUACAACAACAACUUGCUCGUCAGGACCAAGGUCAUGAAGAAGAGAGUGAAUUCAAGUUGCGAUGUGAAGCUCAGAUGGCACUUAACAAGAAAUUGGAGGAGCAAACAGAGUGGUACCAAGACGAGGUGGACAAAACGAAGGAGAAGGUCAGCCAAGGUCAGGAGUACACCUACGACCAAGACCUCGACCAGUACAAUGAGUUCGAGCUGCUGCGACUGAUGAAGAGACUCGAGCGUGAGAGGAACAACCUGUAUAGUGACCUCAGAAAUAGCAGCUGGCUUCUCGACAACCACUCUAAGGAAUACCACCACCUGAAAGAACUCAUUCGGGCUUACACGGGAGAUCUUACAGUUGUCAAUAGGUCUCUGGAACACCUAUGGCGUCAACGGAAUUUCGGCCACGAUUCCGGAUUAGCUGGCGGCUCAACACCCGUCACUUCGCCUGGAGGAGUGAAAUGGAGUGGACAAGCGGGAAUUAGACCAACACAGCGUAUUCUUGACCCUCGUAAAGGCCCCAUCAGAAAGACUGCCGGAGUGCGCUCCCUACCGCGUCUUGACCAGGAAGAACUUGAACAGUCCAACAACACUGUGUUCUUCAGGAAGGCGCGUUCCAGAUCUCGUGGACGUUCGAAGAUGAGGGCUAAAUCUCUGGACACCAAACAGAAGAAAGAAGCGACGGACUCGCCUGCUACGGACUUGAGCCCCGUGCUUCGAACAAAAUCUGAAGAAGCGCAGUCGGCCAAAUCAUCUUUUGGGGUAUUCGACGAGUCAUAUGAAGCCAGCAAUGAAGCCUCUACCACUGCUUCCGUUGAACUGGGCUCUGACAAAAUGUGAAAUAUGUCAAUCAUAAUGAUUGGUGGACAAGAAGUGACUCUGCGUUUCGGUCUGCUUUUGCUUGCUUCAACGUCUGUCGAUGUCUUUCUCACUGUGUCGCUUUUUGUAUAAGCUCCUGUUUAUUGCUUUUUAGUAUGAAGUCGGUUUUGUCUUCUACAUUUUUGUCUGUCUUCUCUGAGCUAUUCACGAGCGUAUACUGCCAAGGGAGUAAAAUAAAUAAAUAAAUUAAUUAAUUAGUUAACUAAUUAAUUAAUUAAUUAAUUGAAAUGAAUAAAUAAAAAAUAAAAAUCUGUUUAAUAUUCAGUGGUUUGAGAUCAUUUUCUUUGAUCUUUGUGGUAUUUACAUUUCACCCACAAAAAUUAUCUAAAGUAAAAAAAAAAAGGGCGUUUAUUUUGAAAAGAGAUCUGGAACGAACAAAAAGAGAAUUCUACCAUAUUGUGCUAACUUUGCCUUGGGUGUUAGUUGUGAUCGCCAGAAAUAUAUUGUUGUGGCACAAGAGUUCUACUGUUCAAAUAGGUCGUCAUAAAAGGGGCAGCUAACUCUAUAUGAUCGAAAAACGGGUCUAGUUGAAGAGGGGUGGAGUUGCAGAUUAAUGCUAAACUAGACAUACAAUACCCAAUCUUUAGGUUAUGAUAACACAGCUUUCAUUGCAUACACGCAUUAAAAGCAGAGAAUACAAAAUGUUCCCAGAAAUAUUUAUUUCGCUUUUAUUGGGUUUUAUCGAUUUAAUUCCCUUGAACCAAAGUAUUCCCGUAAGAUUUUCGUUAUAAAGUCAAAUGGUUUUCUCUUAGAGAUUAUAAUAUGCGAGGAAAAUAUUUAAUUGUUUUAAUUAUACUUAUGAUAUAUAUUUUGUUUUAUUUUUUGCUUAACGAGUUUUUAUAAGUGAGAAUUUUACAAUUUUUCGUGUCUAAUGAUGUCAACCAAAAUGGCUUAUAAGAGCUGGGCUGCAAUGAGUAAUACAGAGACAUUAUCAUUUAAACAAUGUAGGUACGUAUAGAGUGUGGAAAUGAUUAGCAGUAAUUUUUUUUUUUCCCCGAUAUAACGAUAUUAAAAAAAAAAAAAACAGAAUAAGUCACAUUAUGGAAGACUUUAAUACAUUUUAGAAACUGCUUAAACUUUUAGUUUUCUGCGAUCACAGUAGCGUCUCAGCUCUUUACAUUAGAGUAAGCAAAAAAAAAAAAAAAA
Scylla paramamosain (green mud crab) is the source of this 2655-nucleotide messenger RNA. RefSeq lists its product as uncharacterized. Lineage: Eukaryota; Metazoa; Arthropoda; Malacostraca; Decapoda; Portunidae. The transcript has 11 exons. The coding region runs from base 175 to 1470 and encodes 431 amino acids. The record is from RefSeq and is a predicted model, not a curated record.